ACAUUGCACAGAAUUGCGUCCAGAUGGUUCUGAAAUACCUCCAGUGAGGGAGAGUCCACAACCACUCAGGGCAGUCUGCUCCAGUGCUCGGUCACCCGCACAGUAAAGUUCUUCCUUGUAUUCAGGCAUUCCCAGCACAGUCAGUGAAACUACCGUGGAUAACAGACCUCGAUCCAUUGCUUUGAGACAUCCAGUGCUUAUUCUUGCUGAGGGAAUAACAAAACUCUCCACAGCAUUUGGAGUUAUGGACAAUCAUAAUGGUUACCCCAAGAUUGUGCGCAAAAGUAACCUCAACAGUUGAAAGUCAUUGCUAUUGAUGAACGGCUGAGAGUCAUUUAUGAGGAUAAUGUUCAUUUUGAUAGGGACCUUCCGGAAUAUAAGACUCAGGGUGGAGUCUAUAUUCACAGUGACAGACUGACAGUCACUUCUCCUGUGCUCAUGUGGGUCAAGGCUCUGGAUAUGAUCUUGGAGAAGAUGAAGUCUUCAGGCUUUAACUUCUCUCAAGUCAGAGCUUUGUCUGGUGCUGGCCAGCAACAUGGGAGUGUGUACUGGAAAAAAGGAAGCAUCCAAAUUUUAAAGAAUGCAUCACCUGAACUGCCUUUACAUCAGUCACUAAAGGGGUGUUUUUCUGUCAGUAACAGUCCCAUAUGGAUGGAUUCCAGCACAGCUUCCCAGUGCAGUGCCCUGGAGGAAGCCGUGGGGGGAGCCCAGCACCUGGCGAGUAUCACGGGCUCCCGGGCCUAUGAGCGUUUUACAGGAAACCAGAUAGCAAAGAUUUACAGCCAGAAUCCUGAGGUCUACAAGCAAACUGAGAGAAUCUCCUUGGUUAGUAGCUUUGCAGCUUCCCUUUUCCUGGGAACUUAUGCACCCAUUGAUUACAGUGAUGGUUCUGGUAUGAACUUGCUGCAGAUUUGGGAAAAGGUGUGGUCAAAGUCCUGCCUUGAUGCUUGUGCACCUGGAUUAGAGGAGAGACUGGGACGCCCCGUCCCAUCCCAUUCAGUCCUGGGGACCAUUUCUCCAUAUUAUAGUCAGCGUUAUGGGUUUAGCCCAGACUGUAAAAUAGUAGCAUUUACAGGAGACAAUCCAGCAUCGUUGGCAGGGAUGAGGCUUCAAGAAGGAGAUAUUGCAAUUAGCCUUGGCACGAGUGACACAUUGUUUCUGUGGAUCCAAGAGCCAACUCCUGCCUUAGAAGGUCAUAUCCUCUGCAAUCCUGUUGAUUCUCAAACAUAUAUGGCACUUUUAUGUUUUAAGAAUGGUUCUCUGAUGAGAGAGAGGAUCAGAGAUGACUGUGCUUCAGGCUCCUGGGAUGAAUUCUCCAAAGCCUUAUCAUCAACUGUUGCUGGAAACAAUGGAAACUUGGGUUUCUACUUUGAUGUGAUGGAAAUUACUCCUGAAGCAGUUGGGAUUCACAGAUUCAACAGAGACAAUCAAAAGGUUCCGGGCUUUCCAAAGGAAGUGGAAAUACGAGCAUUGAUUGAAGGGCAGUUCAUGGCCAAGAGGAUUCAUGCUGAAAAGCUGGGGUAUAAAGUCUUGCCUAGAACUAGGAUUUUGGCUACUGGUGGCGCAUCCCACAAUAAAACAAUCUUGCAGGUCCUGUCGGAUGUGUUCAACGCGCCGGUGUACACCAUGGAUACUGCCAACUCCGCUUGCUUGGGAAGUGCUUACAGAGCAAUUCAUGGACUUGUAGCUGAGAGGAAUGUGUCCUUGGCUGAUGCCGUGAAAUCAGCACCAGAGCCCAGGUUGGCUGUUACACCCACAGCUGGGGCUGAGGAGCUCCCACUUGGAAAACGUGCCAACUGGAAGGAUUCAGCAGGCACAGGUCUUUGGUACCGUGCCCAUCCUGUGAAUUUCAGCACAUCUAAAGGUGCAGUUUGUGCUCUAUGGCCCAGCAGAUAAAGCAAAAGAGACAGU
Molecule: messenger RNA, 1911 nt
Organism: Empidonax traillii (willow flycatcher)
Lineage: Eukaryota; Metazoa; Chordata; Aves; Passeriformes; Tyrannidae
Gene: XYLB
Product: xylulokinase
Exons: 19
Coding region: 439-1896 (485 amino acids)
Biological process (GO): xylulose metabolic process; D-xylose metabolic process
Cellular component (GO): cytosol
Molecular function (GO): D-xylulokinase activity
Source: RefSeq, a predicted model, not a curated record